Messenger RNA from Sceloporus undulatus (fence lizard), 1546 nucleotides. It is a transcript of the gene C4H1orf74, whose product is annotated as chromosome 4 C1orf74 homolog. The transcript has 2 exons. The coding region runs from base 600 to 1406 and encodes 268 amino acids. The record is from RefSeq and is a predicted model, not a curated record. NCBI's taxonomy places the organism in Eukaryota, Metazoa, Chordata, Lepidosauria, Squamata, Phrynosomatidae.
GAAUCCUGGCUUGGCUGUGAAACCCACUGGUGGCCUUGGGCGAGUCACACUUUCUCAGCUUCAGUGGAUGGCAAUGGUCAACCUCCUCUGAACAACUCGGUGACAAGUGUGGUGGGACCCAGAGAAAGAAAACCCUCUCCCACGGGCCUUAAGGUUUCGUCAUUGUUGUUUUGUACAUCCAAGUCAUUUUGGCAUCCUUAAGGCAACCCUGUCACUGCAUUCUUCUAGUGGUGGGCAUGACAAAGACAAAAAGGUGGGACUAAAAAUACCAGAAUAUUAGAGUCUAAAGCUCUUAUUUAGCCUUUAGAAAGAUAUUUCAGAUAUUAGAAUUGGGGGGGGGGGGGGGGAUGCCCCCAUGCGGGAACAUGAUAAAAGGAGGUUGAAUAAGGGACCUUGGUGUUCUGGGAAACAUCUGGGAGACUCAUGACCUGUGAUUUUCAUCCCUGCUAUACAACAUUUGGUUCUCCAUCAUGGAUAAUAUUCGCUGCAGUCCAAAAUGCACUACAGAAAUAACCCAAUGCUGGCUGAAGUAGCAGACAGCUAGAGGCCGGAGGAUAAUGGGAAGAUUCAGAUGUUCCCUGGGCUGAUCCAGUCUAAGGAUGAGAAUGGCUGACCCAUUCCCUCAGCUGCUCAUUGCUGCAGCCCGGCAUCAUCUCAGAAUGAGAAAGAAGAAAAGCUUAACCUCUUCUGCCUCCUUGAGCCUAGCUGGGGAAAUUCUUGCAGUAGCUGCUGGUUUGAAGCCAGCUUUUCUGUAUGAUUACAGUUCUGCUGGCAUUUCUCAGAUUGUGACCUAUGUUCAAGAACUUCAGACCAUCAGUCAACUUGGAUGCCGGUUACAUGUUCUGAGCAUAGCUGAAACUGUUCUGAUUAUCAACUUGGAAGUGAUGCAGCUGUGGUUGGAAACUGUCCUACUGAAGAACAAUGUCCCUUUCAUUGAUGUUUCUGCAUCUAGAACUUGCCCAGGCUUUUGUGAACCAGAAGAUGUACAUCUCAUAAAAGGUCAUCUGUUUGAGGUACUGAGUCAUAUUCAAGCACAGGCAGCAGAUACAUCCCAGAUGCUUUCAUCCAGCACCAUCUUCUCUGCUGAAUUCAAUCUGUGCACUCUGUUUGGUGUUUUGCUGGGCUAUCCAGCAGCCUAUAGUUUUCAUGCUCAGAAGAGCUUUGAGAACUGCCUGUCUCUAACCCCAUUGAGAGUGUUCACUAUCCAAGCCACGUUCUGUAAGAUAAGCAGUGACUUCAAAGUCCGGUUUUAUUCUUUCAGUGUCCCAGAGCUGCUAUAUCCUGCCGUGAAAACAAGUCUCAAUACAUGGUGUGAAAAUCUCAAAGAUGCUUUCAAAGCUCAAAAAUACUUUGCAGACCUCAGUAUUUCAACAGAGGUUGUUGCUGAAGUAGCAGUGACCUUGUAAAUAUAGUCCAUGUACCAGAGGCGCAUGCCAAUUUUUAUUCGCAGCAAUCCAUUAAAUAAAUAAUAAACAAACAACCUCCAAACCUUUGGGGCAUAUGGUUUUAAGCUACUGAAAGGAAGGGAAAUAUUUGUGCCAUUUUU